Messenger RNA from Babesia bigemina, 5226 nucleotides. RefSeq lists its product as hypothetical. NCBI's taxonomy places the organism in Eukaryota, Apicomplexa, Aconoidasida, Piroplasmida, Babesiidae. The transcript has a single exon. Bases 1 to 5226 code for a protein of 1741 amino acids. The record is from RefSeq and is a predicted model, not a curated record.
AUGGUGCCUAAGAAGCUUACUGACUGCCCGGAAAAUCUCCGGGAGGCCAUCGACUGGCUGAUCCAGGUUAGGCAUGGUGGUGGUGGCAGUGAUGGUCUUGGUGAGUUAUCGAAAGCUUUGCAAAAGCUGAUUGAGGAGGCUAUUGAGAAGGCUUAUACAACUAAUGUCGGUGCGCUUCUCAAGAUUCUCGAUUCUGCCAAGUCUUACACCUGUUGUGAGGGUAAAGUAGCUGAAAUUCGGAAACUUAAAGAUUCAAAAAAUCUUACCCCUGAAACUUUUGAAAACCUUAAAUCGAAAUGUGAAGACAUCAACAAUUGCACUAAAAAUCACUUAGAUUCUUCCCAACAGAAAUCCUACGAUGAGAUUGAGUCCAAGUUGGAACAGCUUAAAAAGCUUGGAGAUAGUCUUAAUGGGUUCACCGACGAAAGGCAAUGUAAAGACCUUUUAACGCAUCUAUGUGAUGGUCUUCAAACCUUCCUCGGCUUCAACCCUGACUCCAAAGGCUACGACGGCAAGGGUAUUGUGUACUCCGACCUGGACAGGCUGUGUGACGGGGUGAUGGGAUUUUUGUAUCAAACCAUGAAAAUGAUUGUAACUGAUCCUAAUGUAAUAACGUAUUAUGAUUCGUCAUCUGAGUAUGUAAAAAUUUUAGAAAAGCAUCUUGAUAACGGCCAUCAUGGCUUUUCAAUGAUGGUUUCAGCCAUGCUGGCUUGGCAUGGGUAUUAUGAGAAGGAGUUUAGUAGUAGAGUGAAAGCAAUUGUUGAUAAUGAAAAUGGAAAAUUAACAGCUUUGAGAGCCAAUAUUAAGACGAAUAUUAAUGAGGUCGGGAAAUUGAAGGAUCUUAGCACUAAGCCCUUUGAAGUGGUUGUCGACGAAUGGAAGGAAACUGUUACUAGGGGACUUGCCAUAUCAGUAAAAAAUGCCGAGUCGGCGAUUAAUAAUCUCGACAAACCACUUAGAAAUGAGAUAAUGGUAGAAUUUGAUAAGAUUAAGAUGCAGAUUGAUAAAUUAAACGAGUCUACCGUCAGGGAUGUAAAACAGCUCAACGAUUUGGCGCGCCAGGUUAAUUUCGAUCUAAACGAGUUGAAGAAGAGUGUCUACUUUGCGAUACAUACACGUGUUGGGGAUCUGCGUAAGAAGUUGACAGAGGAUUUUACUGCAAUUAAUGAAGAAAUUAAUACAGUCAGUGUUACUCUAGGACAAUAUGUAGAGGCCUUGAAGGUGUGGAUUCAGAAUGCUCAGUCAUUGGUCGAUAAAGCUAUUCCGCAAAUUGAAGCUAUAUUGAACGAGAUUGAUGAUAACGGUUCAAAAGGUCGAAAAUAUCCUGCGACGAUUAAAAAACAAGCCGGUGAAUUGAAAAGAAAAGCAGAUGCACUUUGGAGUGCAACAGGGGAAGUUAAAAGGGUUCUAAAACCAUUAGGGCAAAAUAUUAGAAGCGCCGUUGACACAUUAGAAUCUGUGUAUAAAAAGACUUUAAAAGACUUGCAACAGGCUGUGCAGUCUCAAGUUCACGAGGCGCAGAGGGUGCUUGGGGAGUUGGGAAGCAAAGUAAAAAGUGAUUUGGGGAAUGAUAUGUUCCAAAGACCUAUUAAAGAGGAAAUUGGGAAAGUCAUGAGUGCUUUCAAAGGGGGAAUCGGGAAAGCUCGGCAAGCUUCAGACUGGGCCGUAGAGAUCGUGCAAGGAUUCCGGGAAGGUUUGGCAUAUGAUUACAAUUCGGCGAAUGAUAGAAACACAUGGCUAUAUAAGUGGGCUGAUUCUACACAAAGUGAUAUACGCAAUGUAGUAGAGAAAUUAGGUGACUUGUCAAAAUUCCGGGCGGUGCUUAAUGCUCUGGAAAGUUCGACACAUGACGGAAAGAAUUUCUUCGAAGUCAUCACCGAAGAUCUCUAUAAGAAGCUUACGGAAGCGAUCAAUGCUAUAAAAGGGGAAUUGCCCAGAAGAAUGUCUAAUUAUAAUAACCAUGCUAAAAUGGGCGGUGCAAUUCAUAAUGCGAUUGGGAAGGUCAAGGAAGAUGUCAAUGGUUUUUUCUACGUAGAUGGUAGCAGAGAACAACAGGUAAGGCAAGAUAAACUUGAAGGUUAUAACAGAAACGGUGUAGAUGAUGAAAUCAAUAAGAUAGAAUCCGAGGGCCUACAGCAUUUCAAAAAAUUCGACCAACCUGACAAUGAAAUUAAAAACAACACCUUCAAUGAAUUAAAAUCUGCGAUCACCUCCAACCUCGAGGGUCUAAUCGAAGCUAUAAAGCAGAAUGCUGACCAUAAUGAAGACAACACAGGUAUCAAGCAAAAAUUGGAAGCGUUACAAAAUACGUAUUUCAAGCAGACCGAACAUGUAAAAAAUGAUAGUAUCUACAAAAUUUAUGCAGAUCUGGAAACUCUGCAGACUGUUAAUUUAGCCCAACUGAUAAGUAUGGCCCAAACAUUCCUUGUUGACACUAUUCCGAAGCAGGCGAAAGAAUGCAUCACAGCAAUAAAAAACCAUCUCAAAGCCGAGGUCAUUAAGACCGUUGAGAAUAUUAAAAUGGAUGCGCUGGAGCGAUACAUUGAGUCCAAAAGCCAGGAGCUUGGUGUAUUUAAAAAAUGCGUUGAUAGGCGGUGUGAUACUAUCACAGCUAUUAUUGACGAAGAUAUUAAGAGGGGCAUUAAAGGCCUGCUUGCGAUCGUAAAACAACAACUGAGUGGUACAGCAUUGCAAAUUGCGGAUCAAACCAAAUUAGGUGAUUUCCCUUCUAAAGUGCAAUUUCUUCUAGAGGCGUUCUGGGGGUACGUAGGUGGCCAACUUACGGGGAAUGAUGAUGAUGUUCUUUCUGCAUUCGUUGGAGUCAAAACCAAAAUGACCACGUUGUUCACCGACCUUACGCACUACAACCACGAAUUUAAAAAUAACCUACAUGAUUUUUCUAACGCACUCAGCAACUUAAAGCCGGAGCACUUCUGCGGUCAGUCGUCUCCACUCCUCGACGUUUUCAAGAAAGGUUGCGAAUCAAUGAUUGGCGAGUUGAGAAAGGCCUAUGUGGCCGCGUAUUCCGGUGCAUUCUCGAUAGACUGGAAAGGUCCGAAAACCGAUGAAAUAUCCCAGAACGGCAUUAACUGCGCCGAAAUCUUCUUCACCAUCCUCGUAUUUAUCUACAAGCAUUUUAUGACGCUUAACGAAAAGUGUGGUGAGAAAGGUGAAUGGCUCGACAAAAAAAUCUGCCUUUUGAACUCAACUAAUGCGUACAACAGCCUGGGCGAUUUUCUAGAGGAAUGCGGAUUUCAUGUCACAGAAAAGGAGGACACUCCAGACAAUGAGUUGAGAUGUCAUGGAAAUAUGAAGGGUUCCAAUAUGAUUCAGAGACUCACGCAAAAGCAGAUGGAGAGCACUGAAGAAAUUAAGCAUAUCCAGAAGUGUUCGACAGAUAAGAUUGAAAAAAGUAAAAAACAAUUCAAUUUUUUCGACAUUCUUCACUGUAUGUUCACCCACCUAGAAGAAUAUUACUCGCUGUGCCAUAUCGCAAAUCCGUCAUCGAAACAACCAUGCUCCGUCUUCGAAAUGCUGAAUUGGCUGGCCGGUUUGCAUUACACUGCUGUUUAUCCAAAGUUGUUGCGCGCCGGUAUCGAAAGCGUGUUUGUUAAGUCAGAUAAGCAGAAGAAUAAAUCCAUAGAGAGCCUUCAAGUCACAGUAGUUGACCAGGAAUCCUUAUCAUUGGCUGCCUACCCCAACAACAUAACAUAUUAUAACGUCAAAUCGGCAAUUGAGCAUAUUUGUUCAAAGUCCUACAUUGUUCUUACCUCCAUUGUCGGCACUGGCAACUCGGCGACCACGUAUGCUGUUAACUUUUGCACCAACUCCCUUGGAUUAAAAUAUCCAAUCUCAGGCGAGGAUUGCCUACAUACGGUAAUUGACAUAUGUCGUAAAGUAAUCCCUCCACUUAGAUUCUUGCAGACGCAAUGUAAAAUGAGUGCUCAGCACGGUGGAUGGGAGCAGUGUGGUUACGGCAAAGAUGUGCCGUCAGCCAAAUGGCCGUGUACAGAGAACGCAAUUGACCAACCAACGUGCCAACCAACAUCUCCAUUAAUGUCUUACUUAAAUGACUGUCUACCUGGCCAUUUACCUCACCUAUUAACCAGCGUGGGAUGUAAAUCAGAAUGUAAAACAUGUCCUAGCGGGAAACCCGGCAUGCCAUGUAUCACUCCCCUUGGAUUCAGGGGGUUCUCCGGAUCUACAUCUACGGGUAGAGACCUGUGUGACAUCCUCAAUGAAUUACUUGAUGACGUGGACCUUUCAGCGUUGUUAUGCGUGGUACCCAAGCCACCAUCCACGUUACCGGAGCACUUCGGCUUUGCGUUGACACUUGUUCAUGGCUGGUAUGAUGGUGCCAAGAAAAUCAAAAACAGUUUCCAGCGUCAUGUAUACGACGCCAUCACGAAACAGUCGAUUAGUCUAUAUCACGACCCCGGUGUACUGACAGAUGCACUGCGCAAAGCAUACUGUUCGCAACCGCCAAACUGUGGAAACGAACACAAAAAUGCGGAGCACUCUGACGUGUUUAGUUUGUCAUUGAACAAUUACACGAGACAAUGUUCCGGUGAAAACCAUUGCGCUCACUACAUCUACAGUUUAUCUUCCGACUCACAUUAUUACAUCGCUAACAAGCACGCCAGCGUGUGUCUGUCAUGGGCAUUGUACUUACCAUGGCAGUUUCACACUUACCUCAACUCUCUACUACAGGAAUUGAAGGAGAUCUUCUGCCGGGACUGGGAAUGCUCCAAGUGUUUGCAUGGCAAAAAAUGCAAACCUGGACAUCACGGAGUCAUCCAUACAAAAACGCAAAACUCCAGUUGCCAAUGCGACUCUGUGGUACGCUGCAGGGGUGUAUUACCGACGUUGUACAAAUAUGGCUUCACAUUUGGUGACCCGUCAGCUUUGAAUGAUGUGCGAGAUCCGAAGACUUGUUCCAACUUCUGCUCUCAAUUGGAGAAAGUUAUUAAAUCGUCAUACUUCACUGUCCUUUUCAAUGAAUGUGACAACUUCCUCUGGACCAUCCGCCUCCCCUUCUCCUACCUCCUUCUCACCCUCUGGCUCCUGUCUCUGCUCUACCUCAUCCACAUCCUCAUCAUCCGCCUCGACCUGCUCCACAUCAAAUCGCAUUUGCGUUCACCGUCAUCACAUCGCAUCGCUGCGCAAUCACUACUCGCCGCCGCACGUGUUGGCAAACUUGCCAAGAUAUCGUACCUGCAAACUUAA